AUGUAUAAGGAAGACCCGAACCUCGAUUCAACAGAUGUAAGGGAAAUUACCGCCUAUAUCUUGGACCUUCGGUGUUUGCAAGAAUUCAUCCAAACGAGAUUGAAGCCCCGCGUCGAAAUCAUCGGAAAGAUGGUUGAGCCGGUGAGGUUCUCUGAACUUCGGUACAUCUUCCCCCAGGGCUCCCUGAUAAUCUCACGAGAUCCCAAAAUCCCGCAGAAGGUUUGGAAAGUCAUGGGACGCUGUGGUGGUCGUUGGUCGCGACGGCGGUAUGACGUUGAUGUCCCAACACCCAUCGUAGACGAUUUCACUCCCUUCCUUGUCGAUUGCUUUUGCCUUGACUACACUGGGGGGCAGUAUGUACCAGUUUGGCAGAGAUUCACCGUUUCCGAAUUUGACGGUACUGAAGACAUCAACAACUUGGCAAUCGUACCAAUCCAAGUGGCCGAAAGAGAUCCGUCUUUUUUCAGCCGGACAGUAGUCGAAGAGCGUGGGAAAAAGUUUAUUGAGCUCGCCUCUGCCGGAGCUCAGCAUCGUUACUUCUCUGGACGGAAUCUCCACCUUACGCUCAGAGGUACAAAGCUCGCUACACUGGGGAGUGAAGCAGCUCAGAAUUCCUUGGAGUAUACAGAGAGGAUCGACAGUGAAGUAAUUGUUGACAUGACCCAAGCCAUUGAGGAGGUUCCGGAGUGGGCUUAUCCUAAUGAACUUCCAGCUCGUCCGCCAGAUUCUGCUGGCGAGCUGGCAUCUGUUUACCGCAGCCGAACUCUUGGAUCGACUGCUCUCAAAGACACCAAUACGGGAGUUGCGGCAUUUCGAUUCUCGGAGCGACGCAAGUGGGCACAAUGGGUCAUCGCCGGAUGUGCUCCAUCUGGUGAUGAUCAAUUGCUCUUGCCCAAUAGAGUUUUCGCGUUCGUCCUACGGAACAGAAAAUGGGUCCACGAUAUCCAUGGGAACGACCUACUCCAACCGAUAACAAAUCCUCCGGAACCAUGGAACGAUCUUGAGCUGCCCACAGGCCACAAAGAGCUCGUACAAUCACUCAUCAAGUCACACUUCUCCCAAGACAAGUCACGAAAACUGCAUUUGGAUCUUGUGAGAGACAAAGGGCGAGGGGUCAUUAUCUUGUUGCAUGGUGUGCCUGGCGUUGGCAAGACUUCAACUGCCGAAUGUGUCGCUCAGGCCUACAAUCGGCCGUUGCUACCUAUCACAUGCGGGGACCUUGGACUUUAUCCCAGUGAAGUAGAGUCGAAACUACAAGAAAUUUUCCGUUUAGCUCAUGCUUGGAAUUGUGUCUUACUUCUUGAUGAAGCAGACAUCUUUCUUGCACAGAGAACGACUACUGACAUGAAGCGGAAUGCCCUGGUUUCCGUCUUCCUUCGCGUCCUAGAGUACUAUGAAGGCAUUCUUUUCUUAACCACUAAUCGGGUUGGGACAUUCGAUGAAGCCUUCAAAUCCAGGAUUCACAUGUCUCUCUACUAUCCCCCACUGACGGAAAGUCAGACAGCAAGGAUAUGGAGCAGCCACAUCAAGAAGGUUAAAGCGAACGGAAUUCAGAUUGACGAACAAGGUAUUCUCGAAUUUGCCCAGGAACUAUGGACUAUUCAAGGAUAUCCAGAGCGAGGGCCAGUCUGGAACGGCCGUCAGAUUCGCAAUGCUUUUCAAAGCGCCAUAGCCCUCGCAGGCUACCACACUGAGACGGGGGAGCAAAUUCAUCUAACGAAGGAGAAUUUCCGUCGUGUCGGAGAAGUCUCGGAUCAGUUCAGUCGCUACAUCUACAAGACGAAACUUAGUCACACGGAUGCAGACCUCAACCGCGCUGGAGGAAUCCGUCGUGACGAAUUUGGACGCGACCCGGGCACACAGCCAGCGGUUCCCUGGGGAGAGAGUCAAGUUGUGGAUCCAUUCUUAUCAUCUAAUUCUGCCCCCCAACCGCAGAGGCCGAACGUCCAGUUUGGAGGAUCGGCGCAAGCGGCAAGAUUUCAAAGUGUUGCGCAAGACCCUUUUCAUCAAUCGGCGUACUCGGCUUCUCCUUGGCAAACAACAACGCAGCCCCAGCAGCAGCCACAACACUCGCAACAAGCAUUCCUCCAACAGCAGCCUCCGUCUACGCAGGUACAGCCAGGAACCCAGCAGAUGUUCUCUCCGCAGCAAAUUAGUCAGCCUCAAGCACAUCAGCAAUCACAGCCAACGUAUUCUCAACCUGGACUUGUGGUAGGACCUGUCCCAAACAGCUAUGAACAGCAAACGUCUCAGCCAUUGCCUCAACAGCCAGAAUUUGGAACCUCCCACCAACCAGUCUCUCACACUCAGAUGCCUGGCAAACCGAAUACUCAGGGUCUCACAGGUUUAUCGCCAUGGCAAAUGUCUUAG
Colletotrichum tamarilloi is the source of this 2370-nucleotide messenger RNA. RefSeq lists its product as uncharacterized. The record is from RefSeq and is a predicted model, not a curated record. The transcript has 6 exons. Bases 1 to 2370 code for a protein of 789 amino acids. Gene Ontology annotation, molecular function: ATP hydrolysis activity; ATP binding. Lineage: Eukaryota; Fungi; Ascomycota; Sordariomycetes; Glomerellales; Glomerellaceae.